GUGACACAGCCAGUAUGUUUGUCAUAAUUGUCAUAAUUGUUUAUGGCUCUUAACUGUCCGGGCUUCGAGUUUACUGAGAGGAGGUGAUCGUGAUCAGACGCAGAUGGACACUGUGUUUUGCGCAGCUCACUUGCCUUCUCCACACCACACAGUUUCUCUUCCUUCGUCGUCUGGGUUUUGAAGUGUUCGCAGAUCUGGGUGUUGCUGACUAAACAAACCGAGAGUGGAGUAAGACUGCUGUCAGACUGAGAGCAGAGAGACGCAUCUCGGAGCUGCGCUUGGAUACAGAAGAUCAACGCGGAUAAACCUGUUUGAGGAUGGAGGAGGAAGCGCCAGUCAAGUCGUCAGUAGCUCAGCUGGCUGGAAAACUCAAAGGUUAUGCGCUGCCAAUGCCAGGAAACAUGGAGGUGAUAUCUAUGAGAAGACCCCCAUGUUCAAUCGUGAUAAACGACCAAAAAGAUGAAGAACAUGACGAGAAGUCGUCUGUCUGUCCUCAUCCUCCUAAGAUGAAGAUAAAGAGUUCACCCCUCAUUGAAAAACUACAGGCCAAUCUUGCCCUCUCUCCAACUGUCCUGCUCUCCCCACCCAAAAGUCCAGAGUCCAAACAGCCGCCCACUGCCUUCAGUCCCAUCAGCCCCUGCAGCUCCACCCUGCAGCCCCCUCAGCUGUCCUGUGAAGAUGAGGCGCCAGUUAGCUUUGAGCAGCCGGUCGAGGGCACUCCACUGCUCAGCAUCAACAAGAGUCGAGCUAGGCUGUCUUUUAAGAGACGGCUGCCCACACGACAACACAGGAAGUCAGCAUGUGAGGAGACAAAAUGGAAUGAUGGAAACGAAUCUCCGUGUGAACCAGAUAGUCAACAGCAGAAUGGAGAGGAAGGGGAAUUGAUUGGUGGGCCUUCGCAGAAGGAUACAGAAGAUAAAAUAGACUCUGCUCAACCCCUCAAUGGCCCACAACAGGAUAAAGACAGGACAGAGCACAGAGAUGUACCCCAAGAAAAUGAGCCGGCCCAAGUAGUCCAUAUAGAAAAUAAAGAUGAAGGAACUGAAGGAGGAAAUGAACCUUCUGACUGUAAACAGGCCCAAAAAGAAGGGAAGGAGGAGACAGAAGAGGACAGGACAGAAGUGAAAGAGGACAAGGAAGUGCUGGAUGCAGAGAACAACCCAGAAUAGAAGUAAAAGGGUAAUGGUCAUCAAAUGUUUUGUUUUUUUGCCAAUAAGCAUUGAUUUAGCAACCUAGAAUAGUGAGAAGAUUAUUGCAGACAACAGUUGAAUUAUUGGAGUUUCUAACAAACGUUCAGGUCAACUAAUUGAAAACAGACUCCAUUAUAGAUAAAGAGGGACAAUGUCUGAAAGCCAGAAUUGAACCUCUUUUAAAACUGUGGAUUUAUGGACUUAAUAUUGCUAGAGCAAAUAUUACACAAAGGGUUAUAUGUUAUCAACACACUCAUUUAUAACUCUUUUAUGUUUUGGAGAAUUGGUGGUGAAUUUGUACAAUCUAAUUUGUAUGUUUUUGUACAAUCUCCUUGCACACCACUGCUGGUUAAGUUUAGAAACCAUUAAAUCAAACCCUGAGUUUCUAUUCAAACUCUUUAGGGUAUGUCUGAGUAAUUCAUAUGCCUCUAUCUUGCUUGCUUUUGCUUUUAAAUAAACGUAUGUUGAAUUCUUAUAUGCUGCUCAGAGAGUGAGAAAGCUGUCACCUUUGGAGAGCAUUCUCUAUCUUAAAAGUUCUAACCUUCACUCGAUCUGAAUAUUUUAUUUGAUUCAAUUUACAAAAUGACAAAUAUCACUGAAAAUAGGUGAUAUGUUUAUUGACUGUCAGUUAAUUAAAAAAUAUCUGACAUGCCUCUGUGACUGUCCUAGGCUCUGUUAACUGCAAAGGUUGGCUAGAAAUGAUCCGUAAACACUUCAGAAAUGCUUUAUCUUUCAUUCAUUAUGAGUGUUUAGGUUUUCUGACAUUAAGUUAGUUGAGAGUCUUGUGGAGAGGUUGUGUGGUUGUAAAAUCAUGAGUCACUAACUGCACUUUAUCACUGAUGGGUAAUGAAAUGCACAGGUUUGUUUUUGACAUCUUGCAGAAAAAUGAUAAAUAACAAGAUAAAUAAUACAAAGAACUAGUGGCAGAUAUUACAAAAGCCAAAUUCGCCAGCAGUCUCUUCCACUGCUGCUAUGCAAAGAUACUUUGAAAUGCCUGGAAUGUAUCACUGUGACUGCAAAGCUACUGUACUGCAUCAAUGACCUUUUACUUCCCAUAUAAGACUGAAUAAACAGCUUUAUUUACACUUA
Messenger RNA from Carassius gibelio (silver crucian carp), 2279 nucleotides. RefSeq lists its product as uncharacterized. The coding region runs from base 318 to 1169 and encodes 283 amino acids. The transcript is spliced from 6 exons. The record is from RefSeq and is a predicted model, not a curated record. NCBI's taxonomy places the organism in Eukaryota, Metazoa, Chordata, Actinopteri, Cypriniformes, Cyprinidae.